Messenger RNA from Anastrepha obliqua, 3583 nucleotides. RefSeq names its product zinc finger protein 182-like. NCBI's taxonomy places the organism in Eukaryota, Metazoa, Arthropoda, Insecta, Diptera, Tephritidae. The transcript is spliced from 4 exons. Gene Ontology annotation, biological process: regulation of transcription by RNA polymerase II. Gene Ontology annotation, cellular component: nucleus. Bases 136 to 2682 code for a protein of 848 amino acids. Gene Ontology annotation, molecular function: DNA-binding transcription factor activity, RNA polymerase II-specific; RNA polymerase II cis-regulatory region sequence-specific DNA binding; zinc ion binding. The record is from RefSeq and is a predicted model, not a curated record.
UAUUUGACAUCUUAGGUAGCGUUUAAUUGAGAUGCUUUAUAAUUUCGUGGUUUUCUGAUAAAUCACUUGAAAACUAUUAAACUCCUUCAUCCACUACUUGUAAAAUCUUUAUAUUUACUUUUUCGUGUUGCGGAUAUGGCAAUGGACAUUGAGAAGAUUUGCCGCACUUGCCUGGGUCUUAGUGGUCCAUUACUCUCUAUAUAUGAUGGUGGUGGUAGUGGAGGAGGAUGUAUUGCAGAUAUGCUACGCGACUUCACAAAAUCCAAGCCAAGACGAGAAGAUAAACUCCCGGAAAAGGUUUGCUUGUCCUGCAUAAGCGAAAUUAAUCGUUGCUACUCAUUUAAACUGAAAUGCGAGAACUCGAACCGAACACUACGUCAGGUGGUGCCUGAUGCUCCUCCUGAAGAAAUAACUGUGUCGGAAUCAAAAGUAAAAUUGGUUCAGAUUGAUAAAAGUGUGCAAACCAAUCCGGAAGCCGUGAAGGGUUUUGUCACGGUGUAUACUCAAACGAAAGAAAACGUUGAGGUGGAAAAAACUCACCAACAUGUGCAAACAACGCCAAUGCGUGACAUAAUGCACGAAAAGUCAACAUCGCCAAUAUUGAUAGAACACAAUAAAACGUACAGAUAUGAUGAAGGCAAAUUCGAAAAAGUUUUCAACGCAGAAAUAGGAGGGGAAAUUGAAAUUGUUGAAAACAGCAACGUUCAGCGUAAAAAUAAUCUGCGACAGUUUGAAAAAGUUUUUAACGCAGAAAUAGGUGGGGAAAUUGAAAUUGUAGAAAACAGCAACGUUCAGCGUAAAAAUAAUGUGCGACAGGCAUUAUCUCUAAAACGAAGACGAAUAGAAAAUUUUGAACAAACCGACAUAGAUGGAACCGAAAUCAUUAUGGAAGUGCACACAGAACAACCAGAAGAAAAUGCUGAAGGAGUGACUUUGUUUUCAACUUUACAUGAAGAUCCAGAAGAAGCAAACGAAAACACUACUACCUACUAUCAGCUUUGCAAUUCUCAAUCAGAAAAUGAAAAUGAAAACGUUGCCACAAAUAAUGGCAACAAUUUGGAGGAAUUAAAUCGAGCAAAGAAUAACGACGAUGAAUUAGAAGAAGGAGUUUAUGCUCAAUUUGUAUUGGACGAUGAAACCGAGAUGUACAAUGCACAAACAGAAGAUUACAAUUUCAUGAUUUACAAAAAUGAUAGCGGUGACCCAGAAAUCAUAGCUAAAAGACAACUAAUGGAAACACGAUCAGUAGCAACAAGAGGAGGAAAACAGCGUACGACGAAAGAAGAGAUGAAAUGUGCUUACUGUUCGAUGACAUUUGUAAGUGCGAAGCGUUUAGCUCGCCACGAGUUGAAGCGACAUGCAGAAGACACUCGAAAAGAAAGUGAAGAUGUCAAGCUACCGAUACCAACUAUGAUAAAGGAAAACUCCAAGGAAAAGAACUCAGAAAAAGGUAAUUUGAAAGACGACAACUCUACAAAUGUGGUAACUGCCGAACCUACCGCAACCACUAUCACUUCUUCCAUCACACCUCAGCCAAUUGUACAGAAAACAGAACCCUCAAAAUUGACCUAUUUUUGCGAUACUUGUGGUGCAGGAUUUGCUCUGCGAAGGUCUCUGAUCCAUCAUAGAAAACAAAAUUUUUGCAAUAAAGUUACUUAUAAUUGUGAUAUAUGCGAUCGAGUCUUCAUCUCUGUCGAAACUCUGAAAGAACACAAGGCUACGCAUUUGCAAGAUCACGAAUGCACCGAAUGUGACAAUUUUUUUGCAACGAAUGACGAGCUUAGCGAGCAUAUGGUAGUUGUGCAUAAGCGAAAUUUACGCAACCAAUGCCCUCUUUGUAAGAAAGUGUUCACCAUACUGUCAGCGCUAAAAGACCAUUUACGUGUUCACAGCGGUGAAAAGCCAUUUGUGUGUGAUAUAUGCAGCAAAGGUUUUAGUCAGAAGGCGAAUUUAAAACAGCAUAUAAUGCGUCAUUCAAAAGAAAAAAAAUUCAAAUGCGAUGAAUGUUCAAUGAGUUUUGUCACCAAAGGCGAACUUAGUUCUCAUAAGCGCACACACACCGGUGAGCAUCCAUACCGCUGUGAUGAAUGUCAGGCAACAUUUACAAUAUCAAGUUCCUUAGUAAAGCAUAAACGUAUACACACUGGCGAACGACCGUACGCGUGCGAACUUUGUCCAAAGCGUUUUACAUCGUCCUUCGCGCUGAAAAAUCAUCGGCGCAUGCAUACUGGUGAAAAGCCAUAUAAAUGCCGCUGGUGCAACAAAACGUUUACUCAAAAACAGGACUGUGUUAUACAUCAUCGUACUCACACGGGUGAGCGAAAUCAUGCCUGCUUUUGCGGUGAAAAGUUCACGCAUCUGGGUACAUUACGAACACACAUGAAAACACACGACGCGAACGAUGCAGAGAAAGGUAAAGGGCUUUCCGUUCAAACGAGAAACUGUCGUGCUAAGCGUAGUAGGGGAAGUGUGGACACACCUGCAUAUAAUAUCACCAUACUAGAUGUGGACGAAGACGACGAUGAUGCCGACGCCAAUGAUGAAAAGGCCACUGUUGUUACUGUUGCACGUGAGGAUAUGGAGCGGCUACUGGCUAACGAUAAGUUGCGUAACAGUGAAGAAGUUGACACAGUUACUGUCAGUGAGGAAAAGCUAAUGCAGAUGACGAUUGAAGUAGUUUAACAUACAAUCUGAGUGAUGUACACAAACGGCAAACGAAAACAAAAAAAUAAUAACACAUACAGAACCAGGAUGAAUAGGUCAAAACUUAUUAAAAUUUAAUACAUUUACUUUACGUAAACAAAAUAAAAUAAUGUAUAUGUAAUUAAGAAUUUAAUUUGAAAGUGUACAUAACGCUUGUUGUAACUGCUUUUAAUCUUGUAUCAAUUAUUACAGCUUUAUUAGUAUUGCAGGUGAAUGGAAUUCAUUUGCUAGCCACAUCAAUCUAUCGUGUUUUUUGUGUAUGGGUGCUCAUGUAGCUAAUUGAAUGUGAUGUAAAUUUUACGUAAUAUGUCUCAUUAGCGGCAUUUGUCCACCACCGCCAGCAUCGUCGGAGCUGGUCGCACUGGUUGUGGGUGGCUCAGAGCUGAACCAAUUUAUUAACGAAUGGUGCACACUCUGGACGCAUUUUCGCUGAUCGGCUAUCAAGUUUUCAGAGUAUUUCACAUGAUUGGCAAAGGCCUCCUUUUCGUGCAGCACAUCCUUAGACAUGCGAUGAAGAUCUUUGAGUAUAGCCGAACCCCACAAUUGUACAUGAAUAUCGGGUAUUUUGGAAGCCAACUGCAUGGCCGGUGUUACCAUAUUCAUGCUCUCCUUUGAAUUACCAAUGCUAAGGAAGACAUGUGACAGUAACACUAAUGAGCAAGAGGUUAGACGAUUUAGAUCCUCAGCAUUUGCCAUUUUUAAUGUUUCGCGCAGAAAUCGUCUUAAAAGAAUGCAAAUAAAAAAAAUUAAUUAGUAUAAAUUGUAAAUAGUUUUAAGUACUAUUAGAAAUAUACCAACACAAAUUGUUCUAGGAAUAGAUCAUAUAUACACAAGUAAUCUUAUGAGACUUAAGAAAAUUAAAAUACAAAAAUAAAAAAAU